GUUGCUAUGAAAAACAAAUAGGUGCAACUCGCUGCUGUCUAAUAAGAUGAAAAAAUAGUUCAUAUUAUACUAUAGUAUACAUAAAUUACAAAUUUAUAUUACCAUAUUUGCAAAGAAGGACUUCAUUACAACUCCGUGUUUAAGAUAACCUUAAAACGCAAGUGAUGCCUCCUCCUGAGACGAUGUACUGCGCCCAGCAGAUCAACAUCCCUCCAGAGCUGCCAGAUAUUUUAAAGCAGUUCACUAAAGCUGCAAUCAAGACACAGCCACAUGAUGUGCUGCAAUGGGCAGCUGACUAUUUUUCAGCAUUAUCAAAAGGUCAGGACCUACCAGUCAAUGAGAGGCUGGAAAUGCCAGUGGCAACUCAGAAAACAGACACAGGGCUUACACCAGGCCUUCUAAAGAUCCUUCAUCAACAGUUCGCACCAAAAGAAACGAUUACAAAAGAGGAGCUUCUUCAGAAGUGGAAAGGCCUGUGCUUACCUAUUGAACAGCUCGACACAAUCCUAGCUCUUGGCAGCUUCAGUGAAAAUAUCAACUGGAUGCAGUUUUUUGCUUUAGGAUGCAGUGCUUUGGGUGGGACCAUCACAAGUGCUUUGAAACAUGCAUGUGAAAUACUCACAGAGGACCCCCAGAGUGGUGCAGCCCAGAUUCCUUUUGACACGUUUCAGAGUCUGUACACAUACUUGGCCCAUCUGGAUGGAGAAAUUCCUAAAGAACAGAUUGAUAGCUUCUUGCAUAGUUUAGAGGAGUAUGCAGAAUGCCAAGGAGGAAUGGUGCAACCGUCAAAUUUGACAAGCCUCCGUAGUGCUGAGAAACCUGAGUAAAAUCCAGUACAAAUGGUCCUCAGGUGGUGAUAUCUCACAACACGCUUGAAAACUAUUGUUCCUAGUUACUGUGUCUUGUGUUUGCCCUCUUUAUCCUGUAUAUUAUGAAGGGAAUUGAUUAUUUCAUCCAAAUAAAUCCUUGAAUCUCA
Messenger RNA from Carassius gibelio (silver crucian carp), 976 nucleotides. Its product is annotated as ropporin-1-like protein. The transcript is spliced from 6 exons. The record is from RefSeq and is a predicted model, not a curated record. NCBI's taxonomy places the organism in Eukaryota, Metazoa, Chordata, Actinopteri, Cypriniformes, Cyprinidae. Bases 165 to 827 code for a protein of 220 amino acids.